CUCCAUAAUAUUAGACAUGUAAAUAGGAAGACGAGUUUCAAUAGGCGUAAAAUUUCCCCCAAAAGUGAAACCUUUAUGCGCAAUGGUAGGUUCGCUGCCAUUUGGCCCUUCAGUAUUUCAGAAAAUUUUGAGGGAAGGAGAUGGAUGAGCUGUGUGUUCAGUUUUGUUGAACCGGGGAAGUGGAAAAAGAAGACUUAGGAGCGAGUAGAAGUGUACUGUGAAACCCUAGCGCACCAAAGUCGUCUCCGUCUCCGUCCCAUAUUUUGCUCAGAAGAAACAACAAUGGUUUAGGUUUUAGAUACUUUUAGUGAGGUUUGAUCCUGUCGGGUCUGGUUUGGGUGUUUGUGCUUGAAACUUCGACUAAUGGAGGGUCUGCAGAAGGUGCUCCAAAAGAUACCAAGAGAGCACAAGUUGGGCUCUUCCUAUUCAGAGAAACCAUCUUUUAGUGGAGGAGUGUCUGCUUCAUCUUCAGAACAUUCUCAAGUUUUGGCCACUAGAGUUCCCAGACAGGUAGUGUCAUUGUGGACCUGCUCAAAACUUUGUGCAAUUUUCUUUGCUGCUGGAGUAAUUGUGGGAUACACUCUGAAGCGACGUGUCCGGCAUUGGGCCUCGAAGCUUCUAAAAAAAUUGAAGGAUGACUAGCACCACCCAGUUCUAUGGACAAACACUAUUCUCCCAUGGAUCUGCUUCUUUCCAUAUCCACUGAAAAUUUGUUGACAAUGAUGAAAAAGUUUUGGCGGAGGGGUAUUGAUUUGGAGUAGUUUCCAAGCUCUAGAUGGGCAACUGUUGGCACCUUGUUGUAUCCUUAUUUGAUUUGACUGUGAAGUUUCAAGGUGGAUGGAUAUGAGCACAGGUCGUUUUAUGGUAUGUAGGCUUCACAUUGUCAUUGUUUGAAUUUUUUGAGAUAUACUUGGCAUGGUUAAUAUUAGCAGGUUCAUCCUGCAUGAAGUUCGCUCUUUCUUU
This is a messenger RNA of Malania oleifera, 963 nucleotides long. RefSeq lists its product as uncharacterized. NCBI's taxonomy places the organism in Eukaryota, Viridiplantae, Streptophyta, Magnoliopsida, Santalales, Ximeniaceae. Bases 364 to 642 code for a protein of 92 amino acids. The record is from RefSeq and is a predicted model, not a curated record. The transcript has 2 exons.